AUGAGCAUAAUGACGCCAAAGAUAUUAGGUGCAUGUUUUGAAGCCCUAAAUGCAGAUAACAAAAACCUUCGGGCAGACCAAAGAAGGAUGGUCGAAGACAUACAAAAAGUAAGGGAAGAAUCUAUGGAUUUGAUGUCUCAACUUCUACAGAACAUGUAGCGAUUUUAGCUGACAGUAUGUACGAGAUUGGAGGCUUUGGAGAAAAAAGAACAUCAUAAUUUGCAACCAACAUCAAGCUACCGACAAGCACAAGCAAAAUCACAACACGAUGUACCACCUCCUCACCCUCCUCAAGAAUACAUUCUGAAUGACACCAGCUGGUCAUACAGUCGUACAGUACACCCAAAAAAAGGAAAUACUAAUCUUUGA
Messenger RNA from Spirodela intermedia, 369 nucleotides. The record is from the annotation of a GenBank genome assembly. Lineage: Eukaryota; Viridiplantae; Streptophyta; Magnoliopsida; Alismatales; Araceae.